Tricharina praecox is the source of this 1150-nucleotide messenger RNA. RefSeq lists its product as uncharacterized. Gene Ontology annotation, molecular function: cysteine-type deubiquitinase activity. The coding region runs from base 192 to 944 and encodes 250 amino acids. The transcript has 3 exons. The record is from RefSeq and is a predicted model, not a curated record. Gene Ontology annotation, cellular component: cytoplasm. NCBI's taxonomy places the organism in Eukaryota, Fungi, Ascomycota, Pezizomycetes, Pezizales, Pyronemataceae. Gene Ontology annotation, biological process: ubiquitin-dependent protein catabolic process; protein deubiquitination.
GCUCUGCUGUGGGAGACUUGUCGCCAUUACCUCAUGCCGGAUAGCUGCCUGCCAGACAGCUCAACCACCACCACAACCACCACCAGCUCAUCGUCACCACCAGCUCAUCACAACCACCACCAGCUCAUCACUAUCGGCCCAUCACCAGCCAUCUCCUCCCACAUCCUCCCCCCCACACACCACCCGCAACGAUGUCUACCACCGCCAGCAUCGCGCCCGGGACGACCCCCAAAAAAUCAUUCAUCCCUCUAGAAUGCAACCCCGAGCUGAUGACCACUUUGAUCCACAACCUCGGGGUGUCCCCCACCCUGACCUUCGUAGACGUGUACUCCCUCUCCGACCCUGAGCUGUUGGCGUUCAUCCCCCGCCCCGCGCUCGCCCUGCUCCUCGUCUUCCCCGUCUCCGCCAGCUACGAAGAGUUCCGACAGCGCGAGGACGCCGCGCGCCCCGAGCACUACACCGGCCACGGCGCCGACGAGGACCCCGUCUGGUUCAAGCAGACGAUUCGGAACGCGUGCGGGCUGAUCGGCGUGUUGCACGCUGUGGCCAACGGCGCGCGGGGCCAGAUCCAACCCAACACGCCGCUCGCCGACUUCCUUGCGACCGCGCAGCCGCUGCCAAUGGCGGAGCGCGCGCUCGCUCUCGAGAAUAGUCCCGCGCUGUCGAGCGCGCACCUGGAGGCGGCGUCGAGGGGCGCCACGGCGGCGCCGAGCGCAGAGGAUGAUGUAGAGCUGCACUACGUCUGCCUCGUCAAGAGCGUCAAGGACAACCACUUGUACGAGCUCGACGGCCGGAGGAGGGGCCCGCUCGAUCGUGGCUACAUCGGCGAUGAGGACGUGCUCUGUGAUGAAGCUAGGAAGGUCGUGCAGAGCUUUAUUGAGAGGGAGGAGAGUACCGGGAGACUCGACUUUUCGCUUGUUGCGCUUGUGCAGGGGUUUGAUUGAGCGGAAGAGGAGACGGCAAAUAGUAGCAUAUCUAGUGAGGGAUAUUCGAAAUCUACAUAUCAGCUGCCGGAUGGCGCAGGGUGCGGAUUUGGCGAGUAAUUGGGAUGUGAACGGUCUGCCGGUGCUCGACACUCGGUGCCGGCGUAUCUAUCGUCAACCAGUAGUUCGAACAGCUUGACCUUGUAAGAAAACCCUUCAAGUUGGAC